UCUCUCUUUACCCUCUUCAAGUUAUUCAUUAAUUUCCCUUUUUUUUUUUUUUUUUUUUUUGCUUUUUUCGUUUAAUGGGUUUGAUUCUGUUUAUGGGUUUCUGCACCCUGUUUGAAAGCUGGGAAAUGGAAGAAAGUUAUGUAUAGAACACUGAGGAAUUAUUGUUUUUGAGUUUCUCGAAAAGAACGGCAUGUCAUGUUUCAUGAUGCAAGGUUUUCAGCAUAACGAAGCAAAGCUAUUACAGUUUAUAAGAACGUAGAGUGCUUCUAUUCCAGAAGAGUAGAGUAAUUGGGAUACGUGAAGGAGCCAGUCGUCGUAGCAUGUUUUCUCAAACUUGAAGUUUUAGAAAUUGGAAGCAAUAUUUUAUGAGAAAAAUAUUAUGGAGGAAAUUCAGUCUCAAUCAGAUAAUUAUAGGUCUUCAUCAUCUUCAGCGAGUAGUCCAGUGAGUAGAGUGCCUUCAAGUAACUUCUUUUACUUGCGGAAACCGGGUUCACUUCGACAGCCUAUCUCUUUUGAGGACUCACCUGACUGGGAGGAAACAGAUAUUGAUGUGAGGAUUGAGGAAGGGGGUGACUCCAUCAAUGCUGCAACCACCCCUGCUUCACCCUCUCUGUCAAAACUUAACAGUUGUUCUUUGCCGUCCCCUCCAUUACCCGAGGGUGCAGGGGUUGGAAGAAAAAUUUCUGGGGCAUACAUUGCAUGGAAAGAUUUGACUGUAACGAUAAAGGGGAAAAGGAAGUAUUCUGACAAGGUUGUGAAAAGUUCCAAUGGUUAUGCAUUGCCUGGAACUAUGACAGUAAUCAUGGGUCCAGCGAAAUCAGGGAAGUCUACACUGUUAAGGGCACUUGCAGGAAGAUUACAUCGUUCAGCCAAAAUGUAUGGUGAAUUAUUUGUUAAUGGAACAAAAUCGCGCAUGCCGUAUGGGUCAUAUGGUUUUGUUGAGAAAGAGACGACUUUGAUUGGUUCCCUCACGGUCCGGGAGUUUCUUUUCUACUCGGCAUUGCUUCAACUGCCUGGUUUCUUUUUUCAGAAAAAGAAUGUGGUAGAGGAUGCCAUCCAUGCAAUGUCAUUAAGUGAUUAUGCGAAUAAGCUAAUUGGAGGCCACUGCUAUAUGAAGGGCCUUCCUAAUGGUGAGAGAAGACGUGUUAGCAUUGCUAGAGAACUUGUAAUGAGACCACAAAUACUAUUCAUUGAUGAGCCACUUUAUCACCUUGACAGUGCACCAGCCUCAUUGGUCAGGGCGAGCGUGCUGUUGAUGCUUUCCUUGAGGUUGCUGAGUUUGUUGAUUGCUUCUUUCAGUGUCUCUGCACUCUUAAUGAUGGUCACGUUGAAGAAACUUGCAAGCACCGGAUGUACUCUUGUUUUUACCAUCAACCAGAGCAGCACAGAAGUAUUCGGCCUUUUUGAUCGAAUUUGUUUGCUCUCAAAUGGAAAUACUCUGUUUUUUGGAGAAACACUGGCUUGCUUGCAGCAUUUUGCUAAUGCUGGAUUUCCUUGUCCAAUCAUGCAAAGUCCUUCUGAUCACUUCUUACGAGCAAUAAAUACAGAUUUUGAUAGAAUCAUUGCAAUGUGCAAGAAUUGGCAGGAUGACCAAGGGGAGUUUUCAUCAGUGAAUAUGGAUACUGCUGUCGCAAUCCGUACACUUGAAGCGACAUAUAAAUCAUCAGCAGAUGCUGCUGCAGUUGAAACUAUGAUAAUGAGACUGACGGAUAAGGAAGGUCCAUCUCUUAAAAGCAAAGGAAAAGCGAGUAAUUUAACGAGGAUUGCAGUUUUGACUUGGAGGUCUUUAUUGGUUAUGUCAAGGGAAUGGAAAUAUUAUUGGCUUAGGCUUAUUCUUUAUAUGCUACUUGCAGUUUGUAUUGGUACUGUGUUCUCUGGGUUAGGACAUUCUUUGUCUUCAGUUGUGACAAGAGUUGCAGCAGUUUUUGUAUUUGUUUCAUUCACUUCUCUUCUAAGUGUUGCUGGAGUACCUGCGCUCAUGAGGGAAGUUAAGAUAUAUAAUAGUGAAGAAUCAAAUUAUCAUUCUGGCGCAUUUGUAUUCCUACUCGGGCAACUUCUCUCCAGCAUACCCUUCCUCUUCCUCAUUUCCAUCUCUUCAAGUCUCGUCUUCUAUUUCCUAAUAGGACUCCGCGACGAAUUCAGAUUGUUGAUGUACUUUGUGCUAAACUUCUUUAUGUGCCUCCUAGUAAACGAAGGACUGAUACUGGUUAUGGCCUCGUUAUGGAGAAAUAUCUUCUGGAUCGUUUUAACACUCGUAUCUGCACAUGUCCUAAUGAUGCUCUCAGCAGGUUAUUUUCGAAUUCGAAAUGCUUUGCCAGGUCCUGUCUGGACAUAUCCAUUAUCUUAUAUUGCUUUCCACACCUACUCCAUCCAGGGGCUAUUGGAAAAUGAGUACCUUGGGAGUUCCUUUGCAGUUGGUGAAGUAAGAAACAUAACUGGUUACCAGGCUCUCCAUAGUGCAUAUGAAAUCUCUUCUAAUACUCACGCCAAAUGGAAGAACUUGUUGGUGUUGUUUCUCAUGGUAGUAGCCUACCGCAUUAUAGUUUUUGUUCUUUUACGUUUUCGUGUGGGUAAAUUUAUGAGUUUGCGUAAAGGUUUUCGUUGUAAUCGGGAUAUGAAAGAUUGAAAAAAUGUGAUUUGGUACUAGUAUAGCUUUUUUGUUUAGAUGUUUACAACAUUAGUUUUCUAUUUUUGUUGUGCACAUUCAAGGAAUGAUGCAAGUUAGUCUCUUCUAUUCAUUUUGUUUGCAAA
Messenger RNA from Cucumis melo (muskmelon), 2751 nucleotides. RefSeq names its product ABC transporter G family member 3. The transcript has 12 exons. Gene Ontology annotation, molecular function: ATP hydrolysis activity; ATP binding; ABC-type transporter activity. Lineage: Eukaryota; Viridiplantae; Streptophyta; Magnoliopsida; Cucurbitales; Cucurbitaceae. The coding region runs from base 380 to 2626 and encodes 748 amino acids. The record is from RefSeq and is a predicted model, not a curated record. Gene Ontology annotation, cellular component: membrane.